Schizosaccharomyces japonicus yFS275 is the source of this 3669-nucleotide messenger RNA. RefSeq names its product glycosylceramide biosynthesis protein. NCBI's taxonomy places the organism in Eukaryota, Fungi, Ascomycota, Schizosaccharomycetes, Schizosaccharomycetales, Schizosaccharomycetaceae. The transcript is spliced from 2 exons. The record is from RefSeq and is a predicted model, not a curated record. The coding region runs from base 44 to 2902 and encodes 952 amino acids. Gene Ontology annotation, cellular component: endoplasmic reticulum membrane; plasma membrane; nuclear envelope. Gene Ontology annotation, biological process: fungal-type cell wall organization; GPI anchor metabolic process; GPI anchor biosynthetic process.
CUUCUCCAGAGCAAACCACUGUUCUGAAAAUCACAAAUUCAGUAUGGCAGUUGCUGGAAAGGACGUGGUGAUCCCGGCACGUUAUAUUGCCGUGGUUCACACCAUCUUAUCCUUCACGGCCUUUAUAAUCCCUCUAGCGCUUGCUCUCUCACUGCAUUACAAAAAAGUUGUUAAAAAUGAGUUUUACGGGUACCCUGAAGAAUGGUUUCCAUCUGUUUCUGCUACCAUUGGAGAUUGGUAUCCUGAGCGCUCUGUCUUCCAAUUCUUGAUUGCCUUGACGGCGACACCACGUCUUCUCGUUCUUUUACUCUGGAUUGCUGCCUCUGGAAGUCACAAAAAGUCUGUCUUGUUCACUGCAUUUGUGGGCCUUAUUCGUACGGCCUUCUGCGGUGGAUGGGUAUACGUAACCUCUACGGAUGAUCAUGACAAACACGACAUUUUCAUGAUUGUGUACCUUGUGUACAACGCACCUUGGUUUUACUUAACUUCGCGUUUGUCGCCUAAACAUCCGAUGUCCACAAAAUGCCGUCGUAUCGGCGCUGGCAUGUUUAUUGGCACCGUGUUUCCUCUCAUUUAUUGGUACAUUCAGCACAAGUUUAAGCAGGUUCCUGGUGCUUACACAAUUUAUGCAUUCUUUGAAUGGACGCUUAUUCUUUGGGAUGUCUCCUUUGAUGCCGCUCACAUCUGGGAUUUCAAAGAUAUCGACCUCAUUUGCUCUUUCGGUGGACCUUCUGGUGCAUCUGUUGCUUUAAAUAAAAAGAAAUCGGCUCAAUCGGAUGCGAAUGCUGUUCCUAAGGAGAGCAUUUUCUCCGUCCUUGGUUUCUUUUCUGAAACAUAUAUGGCUUUCGUGUUCUGGAGUGUGUUCACUUCCAUGGGAUUGCUUAUUUGGUACUUCCCACUUUGGCACAUGGGUAUUUCGGGACACGAGGCGACUAUUUUCGUUCUUUUGUCGCCUGCUUUACUUUAUUUCCCAUUUGUCCGUUGCCUCGUUUCAAAGGUGCCUCUUCUUUUUAUGUCUUUAAGUCUCGUCGGUGUAGCUUCGUACCUCGUGCAGGAUCCUGCCAAUCGCCUCUUUACGACCGGCUUUGCAGCUGGUAUGGGUUGCUUGGCUUGGGCCGGCAUCUUUUACAAUGCUCGUAAGUCUCGCGUCGCUUUACAAAGUCAUAUCACGUCGUUUCUUCUGGGCCUUGCCGCGUCCUCUGUCGCUAAGUUUUCUAACUUUGCUAACAAUCCCAUCUGGCCCAUUUUGCAUGAAGAAAAUGGUGGAAAGAACAUGUUAGGUUUGAUCGUUGGCACUGUAAGUUGCUUUAUUCUUCUCUGCACUGGUUUUGGCAAGUCGAUUCCAACCUCUGAGAAGCGUGAACGUCCCGUAUUUUCUUUGCCCAUUGCUUCUCUUUGCCUUGGCACAGUUCUUUAUGGGCUUCACGUUCUUCUAUGCGACUCAUCUACCAUCAUUCUUUGGAAUUGGUCUGGUUACCCCGUUCGCGGUCCUUUGCCCCUUCCUCAUGGUCUCAUUACGAUCGUCACAAUGAUUGCAACCAUCUUUCUUGCACCAAAAAUUUACAGAUGCCGCCGCCUUGUGUUGCACGGUUUUUCUGUUUUCGUUUCUUCGGCUUACCUUUUGCACGUUCGUGAUGGAUGGAUGGGUUACUUUGCUGGCCUUUAUUUUGCAAACUAUCUCAUUAUAUGCUUUUACGCCGUAAUGGUUUCUGCCGUGCAUUUUAAUCCCGGUGCAUUUUACGGCCUCGCUUUAUUCUUCUAUAUCAUCUAUGCUUUGGCUCAUGUCUGGGUUGUUGCGUACGAGUUUGUUCCAGGUGGUAAACUGAUGCGUGAGAGAACCCAUUUCAUUACUGCUGCCGUUUGCUUCAGUAUCAGUCUUGUGCUUGUUAGCUAUAUCACUCGCGUUAAGAAUCGCAAGGGCAAAGCUGGAAAGUGCUCCUUCACUGAUUUUGAGCUGUCUGAGAACGAAGGAAAGGUUCAAAAAAAGAGUUUCAUCAAAACUUUCCUCGUUUCUCUUCUGCUUAUUGCAUCAGCAAUUCAUUCCACUGUUACUCUCUCUCCACCUUAUGAUUACACUCCCUAUCAUCCGGAGGAGAAGUUAUUUACUGCUGGUAUUUGGACGAUCCACUUUGGUUUAGAUAAUUUCAUGUGGGCUAGUGAAAGACGGAUGCGUGAUGCAUUCAAAGAUAUGGAACUGGAUAUUGUCGGUCUUCUGGAAUCCGACACCCAACGUUUAAUUGGAGGAUUUAGAGAUAUUACUCAGGAAAUUGCUCAUGAUUUGGGUAUGUAUGCUGAUUAUGGACCUGGUCCUAAUAAGCAUACUUGGGGUGCUGCUUUAUUGUCCAAGUUCCCUAUUAUUAACUCCACUCAUCACCUUUUGCCCUCUCCUCGCGGAGAGCUUGCGCCCGCCAUUCAUGCUACUCUUGACAUUUACGGCGAGGCUAUUGAUGUUGUUGUUUCGCACAAUGGACAAUAUGAAAGCUUCCUUGAUAGACGUCUUCAAAGCACAGAACUUGGUAGAAUUAUGCGUGAAAGUCCUCGUCCCUUGGUGUUUUUGGGCUAUGUUGUGUCUAAUGUUGGUCAAGAGCCACAGACUCUUUUGACUCAUGAAAAUGGAAUGCAAGAUAUCGAACCUUCAGAUUGGGAUAGAUGGUGUCAAUACAUUCUUUACCGUGGAGUUAAACGUGUGGGAUAUGCACGUCUUCACAGAUCUACUAUUACUGAUACCGAGUUACAAACUGGUAAAUUCGUUGUUACGAAGGAACCCGCCAGAAAUGUUCGAGUGGAUGCCAGCGAAGUACCUGCAGGAUAUCGUUAUCCCGAUAAGUUCUUUGGAUCAGGUGUCCGUGGACAUUAUUAUGACAAUAACAACGUGGUUCAUGAGCCUUGGUAUUACGACUAGGCCCCUUUCACAGUCUUUUCAAACUUUGCAUUCUUUUACAUGAGGAUUUUCAUUUUCACGUUUUAUUAAUGCUCCGUUUUAAUGAUGCUAAUUUACUUAUGCGCAUAAAUGGAGCAUUUAAGGGUACUAACAAAAGUCUUAUGUAGUUACGCUUAUAACAUUAAUUAUACCGUUACAAAUUUUACGAGUCCAGAAUCGUCCUCCGCAACACUUAUGAACGUCUUAAUUUUCUUCAUUCAUAAGCCGCGGGAAUUGUAAGUUCUCUUCUAAAUUAGCAAUUACUUCCGGUAUCUCCUUCGACAAAAUAGAGACGCUUUUUAGUGUAUCUAAAUAUCUUUGUUUCAUUGUCAUAAUGAAGGGGUCGCCUGUUGUGUUCGACGCUUCGGUUUCUAGAGGAUGUAAUUGUUGUUCUGGUUCGUUAGCAUUAAUUUGUUUCCCUGACACGGCUUUUUCCAAAAUUUCGAGUUCAUUUUUUAUUGUAUUUGCAAAUGUCUUCUGACAUAUGUCAGGAACUCUAUUUCGAUAUUGCGCAAUUUGGGUGUGGGCAUUCUCAAGGUCGUUGUAUAAGUUCUGUACUUUUGCUCUAAGUGAAUAGUCAAAAGGUUCAAUAGUAUCAGCAACGGAAGGAUCAGAGAGAGCAUCCUUUGCUUCGAAUCCAUUGAUGGUUAAGUUUGGAAGCAUUUUUUCAUAGACAUUAUUUAAAAGCUAGAUGUUAGUCAAUGAAGAUGAAUGAUAUUCCUUUUAUGUUGAAUCAAAAAGCUUACCUC